CUCCCUCCUCGGGCCGCAGCCCUCGGGGAAGUUUGUGGAUCCGCAGGAAACUUCUGCCGCUGGACGGCCCGGCGCUGCUGACGCGGCGCCCCGCACGGCCACCUCCCGGGGCCUCAGAGCCGCUGGCCCAGCCCCGCGCGUCGCCCCGUCGCGGCCCCGAGCUGCCCAGGCGCCUUCGCUCAUGGCGGUGGCCGCGCUGUACACGCAGUACAACAGGGUUUGGAUUCCGGAUCCUGAAGACGUUUGGAAAUCUGCUGAAAUAGCAAAGGACUACAGAGUUGGUGACAAAGUCCUGCGACUCCUGCUGGAGGAUGGAACGGAGCUGGAUUAUUCCGUUGAUCCGGAAUCUCUGCCUCCGCUCCGGAACCCCGACAUCCUGGUGGGUGAGAAUGACCUGACGGCCCUCAGCUACCUCCACGAGCCCGCGGUGCUCCACAACCUCAGGAUCCGCUUCGCGGAAUCCAAACUCAUUUACACCUACAGCGGAAUCAUCUUGGUGGCCAUGAAUCCUUACAAGCAGUUGCCCAUCUACGGAGAUGCCAUCAUCCAUGCCUACAGUGGGCAGAACAUGGGCGACAUGGACCCGCACAUCUUUGCGGUGGCAGAAGAGGCGUACAAGCAGAUGGCCCGAAACAAUAAAAAUCAGUCAAUAAUUGUGAGCGGGGAGUCGGGUGCUGGGAAGACGGUGUCUGCUCGCUAUGCCAUGAGGUACUUUGCCACCGUCAGCAAGUCGAACAGUAACGCCCACGUGGAGGACAAGGUGCUGGCAUCUAACCCCAUCACCGAGGCUGUUGGAAAUGCCAAGACCACCCGCAAUGACAACAGCAGUCGGUUUGGGAAAUACACAGAAAUCAGUUUUGAUGAGAGAAAUCAAAUUAUAGGAGCCAACAUGAGAACUUACCUGCUGGAGAAAUCCAGAGUUGUCUUUCAAUCAGAAAAUGAACGAAAUUACCACAUUUUCUAUCAGCUUUGUGCAUCUGCACAGCAGUCGGAAUUUAAACAUCUUAAAUUGGGGAGUGCGGAAGAAUUCAAUUACACGAGGAUGGGCGGCAACACCAUCAUUGAGGGGGUGAGUGACAGUGCUGGCAUGGAGGAGACGCGGAAGACCUUCACACUGCUGGGUUUCCAGGAGGAUUUUCAGAUGGAUGUGUUUAAGAUCCUGGCAGCCAUCCUGCACCUGGGCAACGUGCAGAUCACAGCAGUGGGCAACGAGAGGUCCGCAGUCAGUGCGGAUGACAGUCACCUGCAGGUGUUCUGCGAGCUCCUGGGCCUGGAGCGUGGCAGCGUCGCUCAGUGGCUGUGCAAUCGCAAAAUCAUCACGACCUCGGAGACGGUGGUGAAGCCCAUGACCCGGCCCCAGGCCGCCAACGCCAGGGACGCGCUGGCCAAGAAGGUCUAUGCUCACCUGUUUGACUUCAUUGUGGAGAGAAUUAACCAAGCGUUGCAGUUUUCAGGCAAGCAGCACACUUUUAUUGGUGUUUUGGACAUUUAUGGCUUUGAAACCUUUGAUGUGAACAGCUUCGAACAGUUUUGCAUCAAUUACGCUAAUGAAAAACUGCAACAGCAGUUUAACCUGCAUGUCUUCAAACUUGAACAAGAAGAAUAUAUGAAGGAAGAUAUCCCUUGGACUCUGAUCGAUUUUUAUGACAAUCAAUCAGUUAUUGACCUGAUUGAAGCAAAAAUGGGCAUUUUGGAGUUGCUGGAUGAAGAAUGCUUGUUGCCACAUGGAACUGAUGAAAACUGGCUUCAAAAGCUGUAUAAUAAUUUCGUCAACAAGAACUCUUUGUUUGAAAAGCCCAGAAUGUCAAAUGCAUCCUUUAUCAUCCAGCACUUUGCUGAUAAGGUCGAGUAUAAAUGCGAAGGUUUCCUUGAAAAGAACAGAGACACCGUCUAUGACAUGCUGGUUGAAACCCUGAGAGCGAGCAAGUUUUACCUCUGCGCCAAGUUUUUCCAAGAAAGUCCAGUUCCCCCUUCCCCUUUUGGUUCAGCGAUCACGAUGAAAUCUGCCAAGCAAGUCAUCAAGCCCAACAAUAAGCAGUUCCGGACCACCGUGGGGAGCAAGUUCCGCAGCUCUCUGUCCUUGCUCAUGGAGACCCUCAACGCGACCACGCCCCACUACGUUCGCUGCAUCAAGCCAAACGAUGAGAAAUUGCCCUUUGAGUUUGACUCCAAGAGAAUUGUCCAGCAGCUGCGAGCCUGCGGCGUCCUGGAAACUAUUCGCAUCAGUGCGCAGAGCUACCCAUCCCGGUGGACGUACAUCGAGUUCUACAGUCGCUAUGGUAUCCUCAUGACCAAGCAAGAGCUUUCGUUCGGUGAUAAGAAGGAGGUCUGCAAGGUGGUUUUACACAGGCUCAUCCAGGAUUCCAAUCAGUACCAGUUUGGUAAAACCAAAAUUUUCUUCAGAGCAGGCCAAGUGGCUUAUUUAGAGAAGCUCCGAUUGGAUAAACUGAGGCAGGGUUGUGUUGUGAUACAAAAGCACAUCCGUGGCUGGCUCCAGAGGAAAAAAUUCCUCCGCGAGAGACAAGCCGCCCUGACCAUCCAGCAGUACUUCCGGGGGCAGCACACCGUCAGGAAAGCUGUGACCGCGGCGGCCUUGAAGGAGGCCUGGGCAGCCAUCAUCAUCCAGAAGCACUGCCGUGGGUACCUUGUCCGCAGUCUGUACCAGCUGAUCCGCGUGGCCACCGUCACCAUCCAGGCCUACACCCGGGGAUGCCUGGCCCGGAGGAGGUAUCGCAAGAUGCUGGAGGAACACAAGGCUGUGAUCCUUCAGAAAUAUGCUCGGGCGUGGCUGGCCCGGCGCAGGUUCCAGAGCAUCCGACGGUUCGUGCUCAACAUUCAGCUCACGUACAGGGUCCAGCGCCUGCAGAAAAAGCUAGAAGAUCAGAACAGAGAGAACCACGGGCUGGUGGAGAAGCUGACCAGCCUGGCUGCCGCUCGGGCCGGUGAUGUGGAGAAGGUUCAGAAACUGGAAUCGGAACUGGACAGGGCAGCUGCCCACAGGCGCAAUUAUGAGGAGAGGGGGCAGAGAUACAAGGCCACCGUGGAAGAGAAAUUGGCAAAGCUUCAGAAGCAUAAUUCGGAGCUGGAAGUACAAAAAGAGCAGAUACAGCGGAAGCUUCAGGAGCAGACCGAAGAGCUGAAAGGGAAAAUGGAUGACCUCACCAAGCAGCUCUUUGAGGACGUGCAAAAAGAAGAACGACAAAGAAUACUUCUUGAAAAAAGUUUUGAACUGAAAACACAGGACUAUGAGAAGCAGAUGUGCUCUUUGAAAGAAGAAAUCAAAGCUCUCAAGGAUGAGAAAAUGCAGCUGCAGCGCCAGCUGGAGGAGGAGCGGGCCACCUCGGGUGGCCUGCAGGGGGAGGUGGCCCGGCUGAGCCAGCAGGCCAAGACAAUCUCUGAGUUUGAAAAGGAGAUAGAGCUACUUCAGACACAGAAGAUAGACGUGGAAAAACACGUGCAGUCACAAAAGCGGGAAAUGAGAGAAAAGAUGUCAGAGAUCACCAAGCAACUUCUCGAAAGCUAUGACAUUGCAGACGUGAGAAGCAGGCUGUCUGUGGAAGAUUUGGAACAUUUAAAUGAGGAUGGAGAACUUUGGUUUGCUUAUGAAGGACUAAAGAAAGCAACCCGCGUCUUGGAGAGCCACUUCCAGUCCCAGAAGGAUUGCUAUGAAAAGGAGAUAGAAGCUUUAAACUUCAAAGUGGUGCAUCUAAGUCAAGAAAUAAACCACCUGCAGAAGUUAUUUAGAGAAGAGAAUGACAUCAAUGAAAGUAUUCGUCAUGAAGUUACCAGGCUGACGUCAGAAAACAUGAUGAUCCCAGACUUUAAACAGCAAAUCUCAGAACUGGAGAAACAGAAGCAAGACCUUGAAAUUCGCCUGAAUGAACAGACUGAAAACUUGAGAGGAAAAUUAGAAGAAUUUUCUAAUGAGUUGAAUCACACUCGAGAAGAAGAGGGAAUACACCCCAAAGAGAAGGAGAAGCUGAUGGAUGACAUUCAUGCAAUGCCAGAGGUCAGCGAGGGCUUGAAGAAACAGGUUGAAACUGAACCCAAAGUGGAGAGUAGCCUCCGGCAGGGAGCGUCUCGUCUCACUAUGGAGAACAGGGAUCUCGAAGAAGAGCUAGACAUGAAGGACAGAGUGAUUAAAAAGCUACAAGACCAAGUCAAGAGUCUAACUAAGACAAUUGGAAAAGCCAAUGAUGUGCACUUGUCCUCGGGACCCAAGGAGUACCUGGGAAUGCUGGAGUACAAGAGGGAAGACGAGGCCAAGCUCAUUCAAAACCUCAUUCUUGACCUGAAGCCCCGCGGCGUGGUGGUGAACAUGAUCCCUGGGCUGCCGGCUCACAUCCUGUUCAUGUGUGUACGCUACGCAGACUCUCUCAAUGACGCCAGCAUGCUCAAGUCCCUCAUGAACAGCAUCAUUAAUGGCAUCAAGCAAGUGGUUAAGGAGCAUUUAGAAGACUUUGAGAUGCUGUCCUUUUGGCUUUCCAAUACUUGUCAUUUCCUCAAUUGCCUGAAGCAGUACAGUGGAGAAGAGGAAUUCAUGAAGCAUAACAGUCCACAUCAGAACAAGAACUGCUUGAACAAUUUUGACCUGUCAGAAUACAGACAGAUUCUUAGUGAUGUGGCUAUACGAAUAUAUCAUCAGUUCAUUAUCGUCAUGGAAAAUAACAUUCAACCAAUAAUAGUGCCGGGCAUGCUGGAGUACGAGAGUCUGCAGGGCAUUUCCGGCCUGAAGCCCACGGGCUUCCGCAAGCGGUCGUCCAGCAUCGACGACACGGACGCCUACACGAUGACCUCCGUCCUGCAGCAGCUGAGCUACUUCUACAGCACCAUGUGCCAGAACGGCCUGGACCCCGAGCUCGUGAGGCAGGCAGUGAAGCAGCUCUUCUUCCUCAUCGGGGCCGUCACGCUCAACAGCCUCUUCCUGCGCAAGGACAUGUGCUCCUGCCGGAAAGGGAUGCAGAUCAGGUGCAACAUCAGCUACUUAGAAGAAUGGCUUAAAGAUAAGAAUUUGCAGAACAGCUUGGCCAAGGAAACUUUGGAACCUCUCUCUCAGGCAGCCUGGUUGCUUCAGGUCAAGAAGAUCACAGAUAGCGAUGCCAAGGAGAUCUUCGAACGCUGUACCUCACUGUCUGCUGUGCAGAUCAUAAAGAUCCUUAAUUUAUACACGCCUAUAGAUGACUUCGAGAAAAGAGUGACUCCAUCCUUCGUUCGCAAAGUACAGGCUCUCCUGAACAGCCGAGAGGACUCCUCGCAGCUGAUGUUGGAUGCCAGCUAUCUCUUCCAAGUCGUCUUUCCUUUUACGCCCUCUCCCCAUGCUCUGGAAAUGAUCGAGAUCCCCAGCAGUUUCAAGCUAGGCUUUCUCAAUAGAUUGUAGCAGGGGAAGUGAGCAAACACACUUUUCCCUCAACAGCUAAACGAAGGUCAAACAUGAGGGAUGUGGCAUAUUACUGGGAACUGGAAAUGCUAGAAUGUGAUUUAAGGAAGAAAAUGAGAACUCUCCCAAAAGGGCCACAUCUCUCGCUCACAGUGACACUGUUGCCACUGUCAUUUUACAAAAAUUAACACACACCAGCUGUGGCCUUGUCUAGCUCUGCAAGCCCAGCUGGCUUUUACUAGAAUUCCUGGAAGCUCCCAUUUUCUCCCAGGUGUCUCUUGGUCUCAAUCAAUCUUGUGACAGGGCUCCACCCACAGGGGCAUAAGAUCGGGGACACGUUCCUGUGAAGCCUGGGUACAUUUAUGAAGCCACAGUGGGGUCCGGGGCUGAGUCUUCCAAAAGUCCCCUCACCCCAUGCCUGUUUUCGGGGGAGGCGGGGAGUGGGGGUGGGGUUCCACUGACUCUUUCUAAAAAUUCUCCUGCAUAAAAAAGUAUUUAUUAUUUCAGACCCUUCUAAUUUUUAAGAGAAUAUUCCAUCUGAAUGAAUUAUAUGAAGUAUUUUAUGUAUUUAUCUAAUUAAAACCAACAUAUUAUUAAAGCUUAAUUGCCACACCAGUUUUCAUCUCCUCCUCCAAAAGAACAUUUCUUAAAUUUCAUCUGCCAACACAUUUGCCAUCAUUUUUUAUUGUUUAGUAUCUUUCACGUAUAUUUUUGUGUGAAUAUAUUUUUAAAUAUAUUUUUUAUUGAUUUCAGAGAGGAAGGAAGAGGGAGAGCGAGAGAGGAACAUCAAUGAUGACAGAGAAUCAUGAAUCGGCUGCCUCCUGCACACCCCACACUGGGGAUCGAGCCCGUAAACUGGGCAUGUGCCCUAACCCGGGAUCAAACUGUGACCUCCUGUUCAUAGGUUGAUGCUUAACCACUGAGCCACCAGGCAGGCUCAUACAAUAACUUUUAAAAACUAAGUUUAAAAAGGUAACAUAGACCUAACCGGUUUGGCUCAGUGGAUAGAGCGUUGGCCUGCGGACUGAAGGGUCCCAGGUUCGAUUCCGGUCAAGGGCAUGUACCUUGGUUGCAGGCACAUCCCCAGUGGGGGGUGUGCAGGAGGCAAUUGAUGGAUGUUUCUCAUCAAUGUUUCUAACUCUCUAUCGCUCUCCCUUCCUCUCUGUAAAAAAAAUCAAUAAAAUAUAUUUAAUAAUAAAAAGGUAACCUAAAUUAUUUUCUCUAUCUUAUCAGCAUUGAAAUAUGUUUUAAAUUUUCUCAUAAAAAUAACUGAAGAAUUAUAUUAGGUCCCUCCUUUUGAGAAGUCUGUGUUUCCCAAGUUUUAUGGGAGCUGACUAUUCCUUGUCCCCCGAGAUGUCCUCAUUCCUUCCUUUCAGAUCAUAAUAUGUCAUUUGAUAAGCCCGCCUAGCCUGUGGCCUGUGGACCCACUGCCCUUUGCAACACCCCAAGACUCCCAACCGGCCCUUCUGUUUCUGACAGUCACAGGCAAGAGGAAUGAUUCUGUAACACAGACAUGUAUCUUAAAAGUGGAAAUCAUACAUGAUUAUGAAUCAACAUCACCCUACUAACAUGGAAUAAUGUCCUUUCUUAUGAUAAGUAAUUAAAUGUAGUUCAUUUGGACACAUUGUAUAUGAAGAAAUGAAAAGUAGAACUUUGUAAUAUUUUAAUCAAUGAAAUAAAUUCCCAUAUGUAUUGGGUCAGGUUCUUUUAAUUGCUAAGAGAUUAUAUUUUUCUUAAG
This is a messenger RNA of Myotis daubentonii (Daubenton's bat), 7115 nucleotides long. RefSeq names its product myosin VC (gene MYO5C). The record is from RefSeq and is a predicted model, not a curated record. Gene Ontology annotation, molecular function: actin filament binding; ATP binding; microfilament motor activity. Gene Ontology annotation, biological process: actin filament organization. Gene Ontology annotation, cellular component: myosin complex; cytoplasm; actin cytoskeleton. NCBI's taxonomy places the organism in Eukaryota, Metazoa, Chordata, Mammalia, Chiroptera, Vespertilionidae.